Molecule: messenger RNA, 1548 nt
Organism: Fraxinus pennsylvanica
Lineage: Eukaryota; Viridiplantae; Streptophyta; Magnoliopsida; Lamiales; Oleaceae
Source: the annotation of a GenBank genome assembly
AUGAAGGUGUCCGUAUCUCUGAAUAAUUCUGAAAAAAAUUUAUGGGAUCCUUUGAGAAGUCCAUCGGUGGCAACUAUUUCGCCGGCGGGGAUACAGAGUAGAGCCUUGCCUAGGCUAAUGGUAUGGCUGAUUGUGUUUGUCUCCGCUACCUAUUUAGUGUACUCACUGAAGCUGCUUUCCUCUUCUCACGGUUGUAACGAAGAUAUUUUCACUCUCCGACACAAUAGCAUAAAAUUGGUUUCGAUCCAAAAUACCACAAUCUAUCCUCUGCAAAUGGGCAUAAAAUCAGAAAAACGUGUUGAAAAAACCAGAGUGCAACACAUAGUUUUCGGCAUUGGGGCUUCGGCCAAGCUGUGGGAAAAGCGGAAGGAGUACAUAAAGUUAUGGUGGAAGCCCGAAAUGAGGGGCAUAGUUUGGCUCGACAACCGUUUGAAAAAAUACCCCAAUCAGAGUGAGAGCCUCCCAGAACUGAGAAUAUCGGCCAACACUUCGCGUUUUCCUUACAAGAACAAGCAGGGACACCGGUCUGCCAUUCGGAUUUCUCGAAUUGUAUCGGAGACAUUAAAAUUGGGAAUGAAGAAUGUGAGAUGGUUCGUAAUGGGAGAUGAUGAUACUGUAUUUGUGACUGAUAAUUUGGUCAGGAUUUUGAACAAAUAUGAUCAUAAUCAGUAUUACUACAUUGGGAGUUUGAGUGAGAGCCAUUUGCAGAACAUUUAUUUCUCUUAUGGAAUGGCUUAUGGUGGUGGUGGAUUUGCCAUUAGCUACCCUUUAGCUAAGGCUCUUGAGAAAAUGCAGGAUAGGUGCAUUCAGAGGUACCCUGGAUUGUAUGGUUCUGAUGAUAGAAUGCAGGCUUGUAUGGCUGAACUCGGUGUCCCACUCACCAAAGAACUCGGUUUUCACCAGUAUGAUGUGUAUGGGAACCUAUUUGGGCUCUUAGCCGCGCAUCCUGUCACCCCAUUGGUGUCGUUGCACCACCUCGACGUGGUGGAGCCGAUCUUUCCCAAUGUUACUCGAGUCCAAGCUCUCCAGCGGUUGGCAAUUCCAUUAAAACUCGAUUCAGCUGGUCUAAUGCAACAAUCUAUUUGCUAUGACAAGGUGAAUGGUUGGACCGUUUCGGUUUCUUGGGGCUUUGCCAUUCAAAUAUUUCGUGGGGUGUUGUCACCCCGGGAGAUAGAGAUGCCAUCGAGGACCUUCUUGAACUGGUAUAAAAGAGCAGAUUACACGGCUUAUGCAUUCAACACGAGGCCUGUUAUGAGAAACCCCUGCCAGAAGCCCUUUGUGUUUUAUUUCUUGAACGCGAGAAUGGAUUCUCGGACAAAUCAAACGGUGAGUGAGUACCGUCGGCAUAAUGUCCCUCAUCCGGUCUGCAAAUGGAAGAUGGCCAAUCCUUGUAAAGUUGAUCGAGUUGAGGUUUACAAGAAGCCUGACCCACAUCUCUGGGAUAGGUCUCCAAGAAGGAACUGUUGCCGAGUCAUGGAUUUGAAGAACAAAAGAAUGGCGAUCGAUGUGGGUGUAUGCAGGGAAGGUGAGAUCAGUGAAGUAGUAUGA